This is a messenger RNA of Rotaria sp. Silwood1, 1005 nucleotides long. NCBI's taxonomy places the organism in Eukaryota, Metazoa, Rotifera, Eurotatoria, Philodinida, Philodinidae. The record is from the annotation of a GenBank genome assembly.
AUGAAUGAAGAUCUUUUGCCUAAUGAUCCUGAAUUUUGGAAUCAAUUAACACCUAUAUAUUGUGACACUGUUCGAAUUAUUGGUAUAUUCAUGUGUAUUGCAGCUGUUAUUGGUAUUAUUUUAAAUGGAGCUCUCGUUUAUAGUUUUAUUCGAUAUAAAGCUCUUCGUACAUCACCUAACAUACAUGUUAUGUUUAUUGCAAUUGUGGGUCUUUUGGCAUCAUGUACUAUUCUUCCAUCGACUGGAACAUCAUCAGUUUAUUGUAGAUGGUUAUAUAAACGUGCUGGAUGUCAAUUGAGUAGUGUCAUUGCAUUUUUCUAUGGAUGUUCAAGUUCUUAUUUACUUUGUGUUGUAAGUCUUAGUCGAUGUUAUAUUAUUAUGCGUCCAUUUGCUGCUAAUCAUGUUACUGGAGUUCGUACUUCAUGUUGUAUUAAUUGGUAUGAUCGACGUCUCACUUACAUAUCAUUUACAUUUUUUCUGUUCCUCUUUGUCUAUUUUAUUCCGUUGGUAAUUCUUGUUGCAACAAAUACUGUCACUUUAAUUGGUUUUAAACAAAUGCGUGAAAAAAUCAAACGUGGUAUACAUACAGUAUUUACACGAAAACGUAUUGAAAUGGAACAACGUAUUGUUAAAAGUAUUAUUAUAACGACAUUAGGUUUUAUUUUCACUUGGACUCCAUAUGCUGUUGCAUUGUUUAUUUCAGCAUUUCGGGGUAAAUAUUAUGCUAUGCCACCAUUAAUUACUUUUAUUAGUGCUUGUUUUGCUAAAUCAUCGGUUAUAUGGACUCCAUUACUUUUUAUUGGUACAUCUACUCAAUUUAAAUUAAGAUUUGUUAAUGUAAAUCGAUUAAAUUAUUGGACAAGAGCCAAUCGUGUAGCGGGUAAAAUUGUACAUACAUUUGCAUUGGUUCGUAAUAACAACAAUUCAAUUACUAUUCGUACACUUCAUACAGUUCCUGACAAAAGAAAACAUCCAACAAUACAGACUAAAAUAUGUUCCACUUAG